GGCUCCGGACGGGACCGCGAGCACAGGCCGCUCCGCGGGCACUUCGGAUCCUCGCGGGACCCCACCCCCGCCCAGCCUGCCCAGCCCGCUGCAGCCGCCAGCGCGCCCCGUCGGCAGCUCUCCAUCUGUACGUCUCUCCGUGAACCCAGUGAGCGGUGUGCAGCCACCAUGUUCAGCUGGCUGAAGCGGGGCGGGGCACGGGGCCAGCAGCCCGAGGCCAUCCGCACGGUGACCUCGGCCCUCAAGGAGCUGUACCGCACGAAGCUGCUGCCGCUGGAGGAGCACUACCGCUUUGGAGCUUUCCACUCGCCGGCCCUGGAGGACGCAGACUUCGACGGCAAGCCCAUGGUGCUGGUGGCCGGCCAGUACAGCACGGGCAAGACCAGCUUCAUCCAGUACCUGCUGGAGCAGGAGGUGCCCGGCUCCCGCGUGGGGCCUGAGCCCACCACCGACUGCUUUGUGGCUGUCAUGCAUGGGGACACUGAGGGCACCGUGCCUGGCAACGCCCUCGUCGUGGACCCAGAGAAGCCCUUCCGCAAACUCAACCCCUUCGGAAACACCUUCCUCAACAGGUUCAUGUGUGCCCAGCUCCCUAAUCAGGUCUUGGAGAGCAUCAGCAUCAUCGACACCCCGGGUAUCCUGUCGGGUGCCAAGCAGAGAGUGAGCCGCGGCUAUGACUUCCCGGCCGUGCUGCGCUGGUUCGCGGAGCGCGUGGACCUCAUCGUCCUGCUCUUUGAUGCGCACAAGCUGGAGAUCUCGGACGAGUUCUCGGAGGCCAUCGGCGCGUUGCGGGGCCAUGAGGACAAGAUCCGCGUGGUGCUCAACAAGGCCGACAUGGUGGAGACGCAGCAGCUGAUGCGCGUCUACGGCGCGCUCAUGUGGGCGCUGGGCAAGGUGGUGGGCACGCCCGAGGUGCUGCGCGUCUACAUCGGCUCCUUCUGGUCCCAGCCUCUCCUCGUGCCGGACAACCGGCGCCUCUUCGAGCUGGAGGAGCAGGACCUCUUCCGCGACAUCCAGGGCCUGCCCCGGCACGCCGCCUUGCGCAAGCUCAACGACCUAGUGAAGAGGGCCCGGCUGGUGCGGGUUCACGCUUACAUCAUCAGCUACCUGAAGAAGGAGAUGCCCUCUGUGUUUGGGAAGGAGAACAAGAAGAAGCAGCUGAUCCUCAAACUGCCCGUCAUCUUUGCGAAGAUUCAGCUGGAACAUCACAUCUCCCCUGGGGACUUUCCUGAUUGCCAGAAAAUGCAGGAGGUGCUGAUGGCGCACGACUUCACCAAGUUUCACUCGCUGAAGCCGAAGCUGCUGGAGGCGCUGGACGAGAUGCUGACACACGAUAUCGCCAAGCUCAUGCCCCUGCUACGGCAGGAAGAGCUGGAGAGCACCGAGGUGGGCGUGCAGGGGGGCGCUUUUGAGGGCACCCACAUGGGCCCGUUUGUGGAGCGGGGACCUGACGAGGCCAUGGAGGAUGGCGAGGAGGGCUCGGAUGACGAGGCCGAGUGGGUGGUGACCAAGGACAAGUCCAAAUACGACGAGAUCUUCUACAACCUGGCACCAGCUGACGGCAAGCUGAGCGGCUCCAAGGCCAAGACCUGGAUGGUGGGGACCAAGCUCCCCAACUCGGUGCUGGGGCGCAUCUGGAAGCUCAGCGACGUGGACCGCGACGGCAUGCUGGAUGAUGAGGAGUUCGCGCUGGCCAGCCACCUCAUCGAGGCCAAGCUGGAGGGCCACGGGCUGCCCACCAACCUGCCCCGUCGCCUGGUGCCACCCUCCAAGCGACGCCACAAGGGCUCCGCCGAGUGAGCAGGCCCCCCUUCCCAUGGCCCUGCUGUGGCUCCCCAGCUCCAGUUGGCUGCACGCACAUCCCUGCCCCGGCUCACACACGCCCUGCCUGCCCUCCCUGCCCAGCUGUAAGGACCGGAGAUCUCCCUCCCAACUACCGCCAGACACUCCGGUGGAAGCAUUUAGAGGAGACCACAGGAGGGACAAGGCUUCUCUGUCCACCCUUCACACUUCCAGCCUCACGUUCACUUAGGCACAUCACACAGACACUGGCAUGCACAGGCAUCCAUCCAUCUGUCAUUCAUUCAAAUAUUUAUUGAGCACCUACUAUGUGCCCAGCCCUGUUCUAGGCACUGGGCAUUACCAUAGAGAAUAGACAAAUACAUCUGCCCUCAUGGAAGGUGACAUUCCCAGGAGAGGGCAUCUACAGUCACACGAACACACAUUAAUUCCUGGCAGGACCCCAGCCCCUCCCCUGGGUGAGCAGCCCUGUGGUUGAAAUGACUAACAGAUAAACAGACCCCCUUCUGCUCCGCUUACUCCUGCCCAGCGAGGCAACACCCUCAACCCGCUCCAUCACAUCCUCAGGUCUCGGGACCAUGGGGGGCUCAGAGGGGAGACACACCUACUGCUUCCUCAGAUGGGCCCCUCCGCAGCCCCUCCCCUUGCUCGGGGAAAGCCCCCAAUUCUGCCCACACCCAUUUAUUUCCUUCCUUCCUUCCUUCCUUUUUUUUUUUUUUGUCUUUGCCCCCAAUUCUGUCCACACCCAUUUCCUCCCUUCCUUUCUUUUCGGUCUUUCUUUUUUUUGAUGGAAUCUUGCUCUGUCGCGCAGGCUGGAGUGCAGUGGUGAGAUCUCAGCUCACUGCAACCUCCACCUCCUGGGUUGAAGUGAUUCUCGUGCCUCAGCCUCCUGAGUAGCUGGGACUGCAGGCACGCGCCACCACGCCCAGCUAAUUUUUGUAUUUGAGUAGAGACGGGGUUUCACCAUGUUGGCCAGGCUGGUCUCGAACUCCUCAUCUCAGGUGAUCUGCUUGCCUCGGCCUCCCAAAGUGCUGGGAUUACAGGCAUGAGCCACCGUGCCCGGCUUCACACCCAUUUCUUUAAAAAGGAUCCCGUAGCAGGCAGAAAAGCCCCUUCCAUCCUGCUCUUCCGAGACUGUACCCCCUUGUAGGUAUUUCCGUCCUCCACCCACGUGUCCCUGGCUGGAAAUGCCCAGCCUGCUCCUGGCUCCCUUGAAGCCUCCCCACAGCUGGUGGUCUGGACUUAAGGAUUGCUGGGCCACCGCCUCUCUGCCCACCACCAUUCCAUAUUUAAGUGGAACCCCUAUGUAGAAAGGCCCCGGGGCUUUAUUUUAGUCUCCUUUUCAGGGAUGUCGUGGGUGGGGGAGGGGGGUUCUUGGUGCUACAGCCCUCUCCCCACCCCUAAAGGGACCCCGACGCAGUUUGCUGCCUUCACCACGUAUUAGUGCUUGACCCUGGAGGGGACCCCAUGGAAAAGAUGGGGAAGAGCAAAAUACAUGGAGACGACGCCCCCUCCAGGAUGCUCACUGGGAUUCCCACGCCCACCAUUGUCCCCCACCCCGUGGCUGGGAGGGGCCUCUGAACGGAACAGUGUCCCCACAGAGCGAAUAAAGCCAAGGCUUCUUCCCA
Messenger RNA from Symphalangus syndactylus (siamang), 3428 nucleotides. It is a transcript of the gene EHD2, whose product is annotated as EH domain containing 2. Gene Ontology annotation, biological process: endocytosis; endosomal transport. Gene Ontology annotation, molecular function: calcium ion binding; protein binding; GTP binding. The record is from RefSeq and is a predicted model, not a curated record. Lineage: Eukaryota; Metazoa; Chordata; Mammalia; Primates; Hylobatidae. Gene Ontology annotation, cellular component: plasma membrane; cytoplasm.